This is a messenger RNA of Acaulospora morrowiae, 2367 nucleotides long. Lineage: Eukaryota; Fungi; Glomeromycota; Glomeromycetes; Diversisporales; Acaulosporaceae. The record is from the annotation of a GenBank genome assembly.
AUGCUCGCGCCGGACGCUAUAUUAUACUAUGCCCUCCAUUUCCUUUCGAUACUACCAUCGUUCUGCUUGCUCAUAGCCUACAGGCGAUAUCCUACAAUAUCAUGUUAUUCCGUCACUCUCCUCCUGGAUUCCAUAAUAUCGGGUGUAAUAGGUUUAAUCAUAAGCACCUUGGAUAAUGGAAUGCGGAUAUGUCACAUUCAGGCGGUGUUGAUUACUUACGUGAUCUGCAGCUUAGCAAUAUGGCCGGCAUGCAUUGAAUUCACCACUUGGAUUGGGUGGAAUUACGAUGUGUACGAAAGAGAACCAGUAGACGAUGAGAGACAGAUGAGAGGUUUAAUGCACGCUAGAGAGGGUGCACGUAGACAGAUGACAAAGAAGCUGUUAUAUGGGUGUAUGGGUGCAGGGUGGUUAUUCCCGACUUUUAUCGCAUUACUCAUGGUUUUAUUGGUGAGAGAUGUGACAUUUGAACCUUGGAGCUAUCAUUGCACAAUUUCUAAACGUAACCUACCGUUCGCGUUCACACAAUUCUUCACCUCAAAAAUAAUCAGAGUAUUAGGUGUUUUUUUUAUAUGCCUGUUAGCCAUGACUGCUACCAUAAUAUUUUCAGUAUUGAACGCGAUGCUAAUAAGAAGACACCGAAAUGCGAGUCGAGGAAUAACUGAUAUUUCGCUGCAUAAAAGAAUUCCUAUAUUUGGUAUCGCUGUUUCGAUUCUACUGUUCAUUUCUUUAGUGAUGGAAUUGAUUUGCACCCUUGCCGAAUCUUCUGUCAAAUCCAUGGGAACUUGGCCCGACUUUUUAAUGGCCCUGCUACCAUACAUGACGUUUCUAAUCUUGGGAACAAAUUUAAACUUCCGAAUGAACAGUUCUGCGUCACUUUCCGGUUCUAUUCACAUUUCGCUAGAAGGUUCAUCGAUCAUUGAUGUUCACGAGAGAUCAAUUACACCUUCAGGUAUACAAGAAAACUCUCUAUCGCCGCAACAAAUACAAGAAAAUCUAUCAUCAUCACCAAUGUCAAAAAUAAUGCAGGAAAAAAAUCAAGUCCAAACGACGCUGUCCUAUUUAUCCUCAACAGGUCCAUCGACAUUCAGCCAACGAAUGGAUCCAAAUUCCCCAAAUCCAUUUAUGCACCGAAAGAACCCCUUGCUUACUAUCAAGAUCCCAAACGAUGAUGCCAUUUACAAUAAAAAGGGCAAGCACUACAAGAUUUCAAAACGAAAAAAUAGUUCGCUCAAAACGCCCUUUGUAACGGAGUUUGGGAACAGUGUUGGGAAUAAUAGUAGUAAAAAUGGAAAAAGAAAAGAAACGGAAAGUAAUGCUUCAGGAGUCAAAGAUAUUUCAGCAAUAGUAGGCGAGGAGCCAACGACGUAUGGGAGGUCCACGGCAUUUCAUCGUGUUUCUACAAUGAGGUCAUCACAAACCACGACGCAAUCACCAAAAAGACAUGUUGCGGAAUGCGAGGAUACUGCUGGAGCUUCAUUGUCUUCUCAAAGUGGUGAUGCUGAAGAAGUACACGACCCGUCCGAUAAAAUGCUAAAGGAAGAUUAUUAUCAUAAGGAAUUCUCAUUCGAGAAACGUUCAAAUAACGAUUUAGUAAUGUUCCCGUCAGAUCUUGGAUUUUAUCCGAAUGACAAUAACAAAGAUCUAAAUUCUCUGAGAAAAACCGAGCCGUCGUCAGACAAAGAUGUUAUUCAGAAUCUAUCAAUAUCAUUAUAUGGGGAUACUGCAGGAGAAUUAUUUUCAGCAACGAUUCCUCAAGGGUCGGUAAAAGAACAUUCGGAUGUUGGUGGACUAAACAGAGGGUUACUCUUGCAACAUUCAAUAUCCUCGUCAGCAUCGGUCAAAGGGAGUCCAUCAUCAUCACCGACACAACAAGUACCACGACGACAACAAAAGCAAAAAGUCAAGUCGAUAUCACCGAGUGUCAGUUUUGUGGACACUCCUGGUCAAUCUUCCAGUAAUAACUUGCGACUGGAGAAAAUUCCGGAAGAGAGACUAGAUCUAGAAUUUUUUCUCGUGGACGUAAAUUUACCGAUGACACCGUCGUUCGGUAUGACGUCGAAAACACAAAUAACAAAAUCCGAAAAAUCUUCAUCGGGCUCGUCGAACUCUCAUAAUAGCAUGGGCACAAUAUCGGCUAAUUCAAGAUAUUCCAAUAACAAUGGGUUCACAUUAACACCACGGGGAAAUAUUCCAUUGCAUUUGUUAAACAGAAAUUCGACUGGAUCAUUAUCAACUAAUAGUGGAAGCAAGGAUAGUCGUGGUUCGAGCAAAGGAUCAACGAUAGACUUUGGAUUUUACGAAGAGGAAAAAAUGAGAGAAUUUAGAAGACUUAUAAAAUCUUGGGACCCAGACAUCUCAAGAAUUUGA